AUGGCGGCUCAGAUUGAGAUGGAUUUGCAGCCUCAAUUCGAGAAAUUUCGAAACGGUAUUUGCUCCGAGGAUCAAGAGGGUCAUUCAGAGUCAUACACACUCUCCGGCGGCGACGGCUCAUGCGCAGGCGGUGACUCUUGCUCUGAAUGUGACGAUUCGGUCGGAGAUGUUGCAAACGGCGGUGAAUUAGACUCCGACGGAGAAGAUGAAGACUCUGGCGGCGUGGUUGCAGAUGGUGGCGAUUUACUCCUCUCUGCCAUCGGAACUCUAGUCUCAGAGGAAGACGAGUCGACUUCUUCGUCUGACUCCGAUACUGAUUCUGCGCCGGUGAGAUCGAUGGAUUUGGCGGAGACACUCGGCAUGAGGAGAGGACCAGCGACGAUGGAAUGGCGAAGUUCCGGCAGGCCACGAUAUCGAGCGGACUCUUUGGUUCUCAUGGUGAAGAAAUUUUGA
Messenger RNA from Arabis nemorensis, 453 nucleotides. The record is from the annotation of a GenBank genome assembly. Lineage: Eukaryota; Viridiplantae; Streptophyta; Magnoliopsida; Brassicales; Brassicaceae.